CCCUCAGGCGUUGUGCGCAUGAAUAGUGGGAUGUAGAAGCGUUGUAGUUGCCGUGACAACGGUGUCCGGCCCGCGGCUCGGGUUCGGGUCGGGAGCCGACUCCUUCGGCCCGGCCCGGCCGCUCCAUGCCGCGGAAGGUGCUUUGUUGCGUCCUGCAGCUGGAGAUCCGCUCGAUAACUUGCCCCGGAGUGGUGCUAAAAGACAAAGAGGAGCUGUAUCUCACUGUCACUAUACUUGGGCAAUACAAAAAAACUCGGGCCGUCCCUGCAGCAUUUCCACUUUUCUUUCAAGAAAAACUAGUAUUUGAAAAGACAUUUGCUAAUAUAGUUGAUCCUGGAGACCUCGUGGAGUUGCUAGAAGUUGACACAGCAGUGCUUGAACUAAUACAGCUCGUUCCUCCAGUUGGAGAAAUUCUAGCUACUUAUGAAGAAAAUACAAGAGAUUUCCUGUUCCCUGAACCUAAGCUUAGCUGUCGGCACCAUGAUAUAGAUCGUGAGAUUUUAAUGAAGAGAUCUUCUUACUUUACUGGAAUUGCACCAAAAUUGAGAUUUUCGACGAGCUUCCUCAUUACAGAAAGUCUGUUAAGCUCAGGAAGGAGUCACGUACAGGAUGACUUGAAUUGGGUACAUCACUCGACUCCAAAUGGUAAACUGCAAACAAAGUUACUGAAGAAAAACAGGCUUUCACCUAAGAAAAGCAGGCACAGUGUAGCAAGGAAGAACUAUGAGCAGCCUACAAUAGCUUCCAAGUCCCGUUCUCCAUCUCCAUACACCAAAAGACGAAUGUGUGAGCUGUCAGUAGAAGCCAGGCAACGACUGGCCCACUUAAACCUUGGUCCUUACGAAUUCAGAAGAGAAACUGAUAAACCUCCGUUUGUAGUUAGACGGGUAGAACAACCUAGUGCUGAGGUUUAUGCCUACUCUACCCUGCCAGAAGGCACGAUGGAAGCUUGGUCCAAGGUAACACCUGAUCUUUCUCUUCUUGGCAGAUACAAACCCAAGAGAGCCAAAGCGAGAUCUACUCAUGGGAAAGACUAUGGCAGUUUUUCGGAUGUUAGUAAUGAGGAUGUGAUCUCUGGUUCACCCAACAGAUUGGCCUAUUCCGGUCGUUCAUUAGUGCAUUCAGCACCUUCAGCAUUUCAGAAGCAUUCUCUAAGUUCUGUACUAAAUCGAUCUUCUCUGAGGGAAAGAUUUAACUCUGGUUGGCCUUCACCAGCAAAUGGAGAUGAGAUCCAUAAAAGAGUGAAAAAUAUUUUAAGGACACACAGUGCUAGACAGCGCCUGGUGUUUGAUGAAAGUAACUCAUCAAAAGGAAACUUGACUAAAACAAGAGAAUCUUCACGUAAAGCACACGUACCCUUAAGUGAUCUGCGGAGCAGUUCACCAGUGCAGCCGAACAUCACUGUUCACUUGGAUAAUGGUGAAUUCUGGUCUAACCGUGCAGCUGUGUACAAAGGGAAGCCUCACAGAGCAAUCUUUGAAGACAGUCUUGGGAAGAUAUAUAGAAACAUGUACCGAAAAGCUGCUGGCACUAUUUGAGACCAAAAAUCAUACUCCUGAUAGCAUCAGCUGGAAAUGCACAGUGCAUGGUGUUAUUUCUUACGGAAACUUUUUUUUAUGUAGCAAAUAUUUGUACUCUAUUUCUAAGGUGUAAUUAUGGCUGGGUGGGAUUUUGGAGAAAUGGAGUUUUGGUCUGGGUUGCCAAAUGAAUGCUAUUAGCAGCACCCUCACCACCCCAACACCUCUGCUCCAAAUUUUAUGAAAACCUAACAAAUAACAGGAAAAAAAGCCCUAAGCCCCUCCAUAGUUGAGAAUGAUGUUGCUCCUUUGAGACUCUCAGAAGAUAGCCAUUUUAAAGUCUAGUAUGUCCGAUGGACAUUCCUGCCUGACAAAGGUCAGGUUUCAGCUGCAGUCAAUUAUUAUUGAAAUAAUUAAAUUGAUGUAGUAACAUAAGGAGCAAUAAGUCCUAGUGUUCAGAGAGGGUAUCUAAAGGGGGAGGGCAAGUGUGAGUGUUGAUUUAAAUGGUCUGCUCUGGGAAAGAGGGAAUUUGGAUUGUUUUUCUAGAAAACUGGCUUUAGAUUAUUUGUUUUUUAGCAAGGCGGAAAGAAGACUCCAAAGAGGUUUCAAAUGAUGUCAAAUUUUAAAAGAAACCUAUCCAGAUUAGCAGUAUGGAUUAUUAGAAGGAGAGCUUUCUUUACAUGCCCUGCGUGUUUGAAAGUUUCCAUGUUUUCUUGAAUGUAGUCCUGACAUGUGCAAAUACAGUUGUAGUUUUUAAAAAUACAAAUGGGAAAGGAGUGGGGAAGACUGGAGCAAGGUAGUCAUAAAGCUCAUAUAUCCAGUACAGGCCUUCUGAAGUGCCUGUAUCACAAUCCCACCUAAUUUGGAGCCCGUCCUUCCCAGUCUGCUGGGAUCCUGUUGGCAGAAAUCACAUUCUUUCUGCUAAAGGCCACCAAAUGUUCAUCAGCAGUUCAGUGCUAUCCCGAGGGAUGGAACCUUUUCAGCCUUGCAUUGAACAGAUCCCACAUUAGCAAGCCAGGGCAAGUUGCCCAUCUAUUGAAAAGCCGAAUGCUUUAAAAGGGCAAGAGUGUCCAUCUCCUGCUUCCUUUUAGAAUGGGGAGGGGGGAAAUGCAUGCAUAUUCUGGCUACUUCCCUAAGUGAACAGGUUCAGUUAUACCGAUGCCAUUUUACCUGUUAUGAUAGGAUAAAAGAUAAAGCUUGCAGUACAGAUGGCAGAACAUAUGACUGUUACCUGCCAGCAUGCCUAGAUAAACAAAAAGUUGGUCUACUCUGCCUUCCAUCCUUUAAUGCUGAGACAACAUAAUUGAUUUGAGAAAGCAGUUGGUGAGCAAUUAUGCUGGUGGGAGAGCCUGCUGAAAGGCUGUGUGCUUCUGCUUCAAGAAAGGGGACUCUCAGAGGAAGCAUCUUCCAUACAGACGUUUCUAUUCUUUGUAACAGUUAAGCUAGUUGAAGUGGAUUAACGCUGAUCACUUCCUGUCCCUGCUGCCAUUUAACACAUUAAUGCUUUCAAAGGGCAUUAGCUGCACAGCCUUACUCUGCAGAUAACUGUUGAGGUGCUCUGUGAAGAAGUAGUAUGCUUUUAUUAUUUGUAGAUGUGAAAAGAAAAGCUUACCUGAGCCAUGCCUCUGAAGACAUGGUGGCCGUGGAGUACUGGGUUACCAGUACUUGGUAUUCCGUCAUUAGUCCCAUAACACCAGAUUAGUCCAGAAGGGAAUAGUUUCUGUCUUGCUACUCACGGAAAAUAAGUUCAGGGCACAAACUGGGAAUGGGAGAGGUUGGAGGCCAAUGUGAAAAAACAGGGUAAGAUUUCUGUGAGAUCCAGAGGACAUAACUGAAGAAUCAUAGUGUACGGUAAAAUGACGACUUCUGAUUUUUUCAUCACAGGCUAAAACUAGGUGGGAGAAAUAGAAAGUGUCGUAUACUAAAUUCUGACCACCAUGAACAUUCUCACCGAGGCCUUUGUAUGCAGCAUAACAAGUGAAGCAGAUAGGCUCUGAGUGUCGCUGGCCCUGCUCCAGCUGCAGAGAGAGAUGGCGUGUAUGUCUUUCUGCAUCAGCUGCUGCAGGAUAUGUGUUUCUCUCUUGGGUCAGAGUCAUUCUGCAGCUUAUAUGCUGUGAUACUGCACAGUUCUCUUCCAAGCACUGUACUGGAAAUCCAGUUUGGUUAAUGGAAAGCUUUUCUAUGAAAUGUGACCUAAAACCCAAAGUACUCUAUCUGUCCAUAAAAUCUGCAAGCCACUUGUUUUUUAAAAGCUUUUGGCCCCUUCCCUGUUUGCUCGGCUAACCCUCCAAUUAAUAUGCAUACAGCUCAAGUGCACUGAGCGCUGCUGCUCCUUUGCUACUGCAGCAUGCGAUAAGUAUAGGUUCAGGCAGUGAACCAACAUAGUAAUAAACUGUAAUUGUUUAGUGCACCUUGCCUUCUAAUACAAUUUAAAUCCCCUCUAUCAAAUGCAAAUUUCUAGGUUCCUGAGUGGAGCUUUAAAUAGCAUUUUCUAUGCUCAUUCCUUAUCUUUUGCCAUCCACAAAGUGGUCUGUUAGUGACAUUGGGAUGGCAUCAUUCCACCUCCAUCAUUUUACCUCCUAAAGGAAAGCUGUCUACUGAAAUCUAGAAAUAAUGGGCUAGAUUAAGAGAGAAUUAGUGGGUUUUUUUUAUACAGCCUAUCUCUUUCUCUUGCCCUCCCCAAGCUAUUAUAACCCAAGUGUAUUAUCGACAAAUGUUGUUCAGCAUUCAGUGUUGCUUGCAGUAUGCAGUCUAAUCAGUGUAAUAUUUUAAUCACUUUCAUUUUAAUAAAUCAGAGUCAACUUCCAGCAUGCUCCCUUUCCUACAAAGAACUUGAUAUGGCUUAGGACCUUGGGAUGGCUCACUAGGCAUAUACUUAGUCUGCUCAUUGGAUUGAAUGCUAAAUCCUUUGCUGAGUAGCAGUUGCUUUGGAAAUGACUUAGUCAUUGACCUGUUGUGGGUCAAAUGUGAAAAUAUCUGACUUAUUAAUGAUCUAACUUAUCAAAGUUUUCAACAAGAAGCAGGGAAGUAUAAGUUGGUCCACUGGGAACAAGAGGCAGAGGGGUGGUGGGAGUAAGGAACAGCCUUAUGGAAUUAGAUGGGUGGUAAUGUUUGUAUGCCAGAUCUGAAGAGGCUUUGAAAAUGAGGGCUGUUACUUAAAAUGUAGAUCAUGUUUGAACUUUACUGUUACUUAGUAGGUUGCCAAAAUAGAGAGGAAGCUACCUAUUGGGGUUGGGAUCCUAUUUCUGGGGAUAAAAUAACAGGUUUUAGCUCUGCUCAGUAUUAAAUAGUCUGUGCUAAAUUCCCUUUCACUAUUACCUCAGCUGUAAAAUGGAAAGUUUGUGCUCUAUUGAAGCUUAAUUAAAUGACUGCAGAGUGCUUUGGGAUCCUGAAGUGAACGUUACUGAAAUUUUCUUGUGGAAGCCUGGCUGAAAAUUCCCAUUUCAUCUCCAGAUUACUAAAAAGGCCUUAUUCUACUGUUCCCAGAUUUAUUAUGUUUUAAUCAGCCAGUUAUUAAGCGAGUCUUAAAGUUAUCAAGGUAGAAACCUUAUACAUUCAUAAGACUAUUGAAAAAGACAUUGCUUUAUCACUGAUCUUUAUCACAGACCUUCCCACAAUGGGCAUUUUAUGCAGUUUAUGUCUCUUGGAUGAUCUGGGUUCAUCAUACUCAUGCUUCAAGGUUUGCUAGCCAGCACCGUUAACAUCUAUCAGGUUGCUUUCAUCCCCUCCCCAGGAACUAAAGUGGUGCAGUGGUGUGUUCAACUUGGCAAUGGGAAAGGUUGUAUGGUGCUAUGGGUAACCUGCUAUAAUAGUGCUGAUCUUCCUGAUUUUUAAACUUAAAACAGUGUUUUCUGAAACACUGAGCUAUGCAGCGAAGCUGUUAGCUUUUUAGCAGUGGUUACUCAAUUGUAUAGGUCUUGUGAUGUGGAGUCUCUGAGUCAUAGAAAACCCAACCAUCAAGCUAGUUACUUCACUGUUACAGAGUGAUCGUUAUCAGGAGAUUUUAUUUUCAGGAGGUGAGAAAUUUGAGGGAACUUUUAAAUGGUUGGAACUUCUUCAUUGUUGUCUUCAGUGUAAACAAUUGAAUUUAAUGUGGGUUAUAUUAAUGAGCUGCUUCAGUGACAGAAAUGGUGCCUGGUUUUGGUGGUGGUCUCCAGUAGCAGUGGAGAGCUGGUCUUUGCCCAGUUCCUUUGAGUGUCCAUAAAUUAGUGUUGUGGGAAGCGAUCAAAAGCAGCUAAUUGGGAAUACUAAGAACAAAACCAAAUGUUGUUCUUGAUUUCUGCUGUGUGCCCAUGGAAUUGGAGCAUCAUCAACCAAGACCCUAAAAAAGCAGCGUCUGUAGCUCCUUCUGUUAACAAUGUUGGUUUGCCAAAGACAUGAUUUGUUCCUUGUGUUUGUCUUCAGAGAGAAAUUCUCUGAAAUGCAGUGAUAAUUUGUCUGGAUGACAACAUGGAGGAAUUGCAGUCCUUCUCCUUGCUUGAUCAAUGUGGAGACUGUGCUCUUUCUUUGUGUUUGUUUCCAUGUAGCUCUGGGUGAUUGUUUCUGACAGAGAACUCUCUGCAGGUGAGAUGUGCAGAUCCGAGCUGCCUUCUCAUCUCCUCAGGGGAAGGCGUUUGCUAUUACUAAACAAGGUCCCCUUUGAAUCAUAAGGGUUUCCUCCUCCCUAUGAAACUUAUUUGGUCAAACAUUGGUAUAACAGCAUGGAACUGCUGGGAUUGGACGGGGCAUGGAUGGGAAUCAGGCUUUCCGUGCUUUCUGCACUUGAAUACCAGUCUACAAAGCAGCUGUGAAACCCAUAAAUAGAUGCUGAAGCAACAAAAGCACCACUCACACUGCUGAAUUCUAAUGCAGGUAUAUUUGUAUCUUUGCACUGGCUUUAAUUUCUGUUUGGAUGUUGCACCAAGGCGUUGUUACUAUGAACUGUCCCACUGAGCACUGCACCAAUGAACGUUUACUAAGAGGUUGCUUUCCCUGGCUGCCUUGUUUUCACCACAGCCAUCUACUGUUUACAUACAUUUUAGCCUCUGUGCCAUUUUUGAAGGCUUUAUUUGUCUCAUUUACGUUUUUGGUUCGGAUAAUACUUAAAUAUGAAAUCCAUCUGUGGAGCAUAUUGUAUACUCACGUUGAGGGGUAAAACCGGUUUUUAAUUAAAAUUUUAUACAGCACUUGUA
Messenger RNA from Coturnix japonica (Japanese quail), 6688 nucleotides. It is a transcript of the gene SPATA6, whose product is annotated as spermatogenesis associated 6. Gene Ontology annotation, molecular function: myosin light chain binding. Gene Ontology annotation, cellular component: sperm head-tail coupling apparatus. Gene Ontology annotation, biological process: motile cilium assembly; spermatogenesis. NCBI's taxonomy places the organism in Eukaryota, Metazoa, Chordata, Aves, Galliformes, Phasianidae. The record is from RefSeq and is a predicted model, not a curated record.